AUGGAUAAAAUUCCAUGGUUACCAUAUACUACUGUGAGACGUAAUAAUCACAUUGUAAAUGUUCAAACCAAUACCUUAUUCUCGCUUGUUUCAGAAUCUUGGAGAAGAUGGAUGGAAAUAGUACGGAAAGAAGUAGAGAAAAGACUCAAUGAAAACGAAU
Messenger RNA from Schistosoma turkestanicum, 160 nucleotides. Lineage: Eukaryota; Metazoa; Platyhelminthes; Trematoda; Strigeidida; Schistosomatidae. The record is from the annotation of a GenBank genome assembly.